Histoplasma capsulatum G186AR is the source of this 393-nucleotide messenger RNA. RefSeq lists its product as uncharacterized. NCBI's taxonomy places the organism in Eukaryota, Fungi, Ascomycota, Eurotiomycetes, Onygenales, Ajellomycetaceae. The record is from RefSeq and is a predicted model, not a curated record. Bases 1 to 393 code for a protein of 130 amino acids. The transcript has a single exon.
AUGCAGUGCCUCGCCCUAGGGCUGAAAUUUCCUCGCAAGAACCGGCCAGUUUGGUUUUCAAAGAGCGAGCCCAAGUGUGAUUAUGGCUCAAUAAAGACGGACCCAGAACCUGCAUCCCGAGAAAAAGGGACGCUAGAUUCUUGGCAGAAGGCAUGCUCGUUUUGUCCAAGAAGCAAGGGGGAGCUCUGGACGCUAUACCUUGCUUCCACCAUAUGGGAUCUCAGGUGGUUUCGAGAAAGCGUGCCUCAGCACGAACAAAUGCGAGUCUCCGGGUCACUGCCGGCGCCGCAGCCACAUCCACGAGAAGCCGAAUCCCGUGGUAACAUCGUUGCUCAGCAUGGUGCAACGAGUUCAGUCUCACUCUCUCGGGAUCUAAAGCAAAUGGCGAGCUAG